Molecule: messenger RNA, 3228 nt
Organism: Lachancea dasiensis
Lineage: Eukaryota; Fungi; Ascomycota; Saccharomycetes; Saccharomycetales; Saccharomycetaceae
Source: the annotation of a GenBank genome assembly
AUGGAUGCUGUUAAGUCAAUCAACAUGCUAAGGUCCUCCUUUUUGCGAGGAUCAUUUGACGAAGGAUUAGCGAAACGAAUCAUUAAGCCAUACGUGCCUGACUUUGAAGAACAGGGCGAGAUACCUCUGGAACUCCGAGAUUUAUAUCGUUUGGAUGAUGGAGCCGAUCUGUUAGACACGUUGGAAUCACCAUCAAUCUCAGAAAAUUAUAUGGCCGAAAUUGAAUUGUUACAAAGAGCUCGGUUCCAACAGAAAAUACCUUCGGCAAAGGAUCCACGCUUCAAGGAAGGCGCCCGUCCAAAUCUCAAAGCCGGCGCCCGGGAUCGGCGACAAAAGGUGUCAGGUGUGUCGCAGACAGCGGAGAGGCACACGCUCUUGAAUAAAUCCAAAGCCGAAAAUCUGCACGGGCAAGUGCCAGCGUUGGACAAGAAGGUUGACGUCAAUGUAGGCGAGGGGCCAGUUACUUCUCUAACCACGAGCAUAUCACGGGGCCAACAUGAUUCAAAAGGUAAACGAAAAGCUUUGUCGUUUUCGCGAAUUUUCAAACCGCAAAACAACCAGGGAACUGUUGAUGAAUUUCGAAGGCCAUCUGCUACAAGUGUAGAAAUCAAAACCACAGACUCACACCAGCCAAUCGGGAAACAGUCUAAAGACCUUGGUUUCUAUGAUGGGGCAUUCAAUUACGACGAAAUACUGGAAGAUGACGAGGAUGACGAGGAUGACGAUGAAGAUGAUCUAGAACAAAACGAUGGAUUUUUCCUAGGUGGGCUGCCAAAAAGCCCUGAAAGCAAACAAAAUAAGCCAGCGAAAUUAGGGAACUUUCCACGAUAUGCUCAAAAUUUUUUAUCAGUGUCCGAUGAAAACAAUAAUCCGGUGCUAGCUGGUUUAGACGGUAAAGUUUCCAAUCAAACGCCGGACACAGAAACAAUCAAAAGUGCUAGUAGGAAGGAAGACGUUUCUGACCUUGAUUCGUAUAUGGAUGAAAAUGAUUUGCGGGAGUUAGAUUUGGAGGAUAAAGGCCAUUCUAAUGAUGUCACUCACAACACAUACCUGAGGCAUAUCUCAUCAACAGACUUUAUCAACGGAAGUAAUAAUUUGGUUUCCAGCAGCAACAGCUACGUGGCUUCGAAUGCUUCUUCUUAUGGACAAUCCCUGUUAGAUUCAGAAAUUGAAGAACUUGAGACGCAAAGCCUCUGUCAUGAACGCAGUUCAGUACUUGAUGAUUCUCUUUUGGCAGAUGAACUUUUCAUAUCAGAAUCUCUUCCUGGUCACUCUAUUCCUCGGUCUCAUGCCUUCAAGUACAUGGAUGGUAAUCAGCAAGCGCCUUUUUCAAGCCAAAGUCCAUCGCUGAAUUCUGACGCCGACAAGUUGAAAGAUCAGAGCUUCUCGAUCUCAUUCACAGCUCGACGCUCUGAUCAGUUUGGCGCUAGUAAGAAAGGAAUAGUCAAUCCCAGGAGUCUUUCUAAUAGCACAACAAAGGCAAUCAGGGGACUACAUAGAACUGCCAGCAGUACGGGGCCCACCAAUUCCAUGAAGGAGAAUAUAAGACACAAACGUUCUGCGAGCGACUCCAAAAGCCAAGGUAAAUUCUCGAAGACAAAUUUUGAUUUAUCAGUAUUCAAAAAGGUGGAACCCUCAAAGUCGGAUCCGCCCACAGCUUCGCAAUUGACAAAUAUAUUUAAGCAAAAAGAGUCUCAAAGUUCGAAUCCUUUAGCUUAUUUUUCGUUUGUUUCAGGAGACCAAGUGCCUAAAUCCGAGUCUAUGAAUCUUUAUGUUUACAUUCAAGACUCCAUCGAAUACAGGAGUGAACCAAUUAAUGUCGGUGUUCGGAAGUCUUCAUCUACCUUUGAGGUCAUAGGUUUCAUUUUGUAUCAAUACUCCACUAGAUACAAAUCUGACUGUGAUCGUUCAGGCUUGAGUCCCGAAGAAUUGAUCAAACCGAAUAUGUUUGUACUUAAAAUUGUUGAUGAAGAUGGGGAGCCUUUUGAAGAUAAUUUUGGAACCGUGGAGAGAAAAAAGCCAAUUGGAAAUCUUUUUGACAAUGAAGUUGUUUUGUGCAAAGUUAAAAGUCAAAAAGAGUUCGACGAUAAUGAAUUAUUGACACCUAAUCCGAACCUUGACCUUCAGGUUGAAUUCCUUCCAGUUGACGCUCUCGCGACGAAGAAAGGUACCACGGACGCUAGCAUAAAUCAGUUGAGCUACUACAAGCCCAUAUUAAAAGAACAGUCGAUUUUUCUUCAGGAAGAAAAAGAGAGCAUAAAAGCCAACAUAAGGGUGUUUCUAUUUCCCAAUACAAAUCCCGAGUUCAAUUUUACAACACUUCACGUUUCAGUUUCUACCUCGCUUGACGCUAUCUUACUACAAUAUUGCAGCAUGAAAUCUAUGAAACCUUCAGAUUAUGCCCUGAAAUUAAGUGGGAAAAAUGUAGUAGCCAAUUUAGAGGAUAGUGUUGGUGAGCUGGAUGGGAACUAUGAUCUAGAACUUAUUUCGAUUAAACAAGUCAAGGCGCUCGGACUAAAAAAAAUGAAGACAUCGACUUUUGGCAAGCCUACUUUACCGACUAUCCAAAGUGCGGAUUUGACUCCUGACACGGGCGGCCAAAAUCGAUUCCUAGCUGCUGUCGAUCCUCUGAAAAUGAACAGCGAUGAAAGACACCCCAAUAACAAGAGAUCAGGCAUCUCACCAAAUAAACGAAGUUUGGCGAAAGAAAAACCUAUGUCAUCGAAAUUGUCUCAAUUAAAUGAGCCGACUGCUGGAGGCGGAGGGUUUUUCAAGCUGAAAAACUCGUCAAAAUCAUCCUUGAGGGGAGGAAGGAGGGCUUCCUAUACAGACAGGUCAGGGAUAAACUUAGAUCCUAGCUUUAAUGAUGCUAUCACGGGAGCUUAUUAUAAGUACAGGGUCUGGAGAAGGCAGCAGAUGUCUUUCAUUAAUAAACAUGAAAGGACGCUCGCUAUUGAUGGGGACUAUCUUUACAUUAUUCCUCCCGAAAAUGGUUUCAACCGGCAUCAUGAAACUGCAAAAACAAAAUGCUUCCAUCUUAGUCAAGUAGUUCUGAUUCAGAAAUCAAAUCGUGUUCCAGAGUAUUUCAAAAUAUUUGUUAACCGCUCGGCUGGGUUGAAACGAUAUUACUUCGAGGCUGUGAGUGAUGCUGAAUGUGAGGAACUGGUUUCUCGUGUCAACAGUCUUCUGUCAGCAUAUAAAAUGGAUCACAAAGGCAGUAUUCAUUGA